CAUUCCAACAUGGGGAGACUACGAGAUCGAGUCCGCUUUGGUCGGAGAGGAUGAAAAAGAAAGAUGGGGAUAUGAGUUAGAGAAUUGAGCGGUAGAAGAAGCUGAACAGGAAAAACAAAGUGACCGCUCAUCGGAAGCUGUCAUGAGGCCUCAAAUUUGCUGCCUGCUGAUUUUGUUGCUCGACUGUCAGGAGCGCAUUACAGGUGCCGUGAGUUUCAUUAGCCCCUACAUAAAACACUAUGAGGGAUUAUCAUACGACAAAGAGGAUCUUCACAGGAAGCACCUGCGAGUGCGCAGAGCUGCGCAACCUCAGAGACACACGCUGGAUUUGGACUUUACCGCUUUUCACAGAAUAUUCCGACUGCGUCUGCGACGAGAUGCUGCGACGUUUUCCAGCGACUUUAAGGUGGUCAGCGAGGAUGGAGCCACAGCGGCCGAUCUUUCCCACUUAUAUUCAGGGACAUUGCAUGGUGAACAUGACUCUGCUUGUCACGGGUCAGUGUUACAGGGUCAGUUUGAAGGAAGCAUCCGCACCAACAAUGUCACUUAUCACGUUGAAGCGGCUCACGCGUACAACCUCACUGACCACCACUCCAUCAUCUAUCGUGAGGAUGACAUGGUCUUACCCACAAUGAGAACUGGACUGGAUUCUGAAUUUUGCGGUGCAGAACAUCUAAAUGUGCUUGCGCAAAGCCUCAAAUCUGGUGAUCAGGAGGCAGCAGCGAACCGUGCAAGAAGAACAGUGGACGAGGCCAAAACCAGCUGCCUGCUGCACCUCACCGCUGACCACCGCUACUUCAACAAGUUUAAGUCUGUGGAGGCUGUUUUGGCUCAGGUUGCUUCCUACAUGCGAGCUGUCAAUGACAUAUAUGACAAAGUGGAGUUCGAUGGAAUCAAGCUGAUCAACUUUAAAGUUAAAUCUCUCACUGUGAUGACUGAGGAGAACAAAAACGAUCGUCUGAAUCCUCUCUACAUCGGCCCAGAGAAGCUGCUUAGUCUUUACUCGGAACAAAACUGGGGUAACUUCUGUCUGUCGUACCUGCUCACCAACCGAGACUAUAGUGGAGUGCUCGGACUUGCCUGGGAGGGCAAGCCUGGUAACUGGGGAGGUAUCUGUUCGCAGCAGACAACCCUUCGUAAUGGCCGCACUUCCACACUGAACACGGGCCUGAUCACGAUUCAGAACUACGGACAGUUCCUGCCUCCUCGCCACGUCCAGUUGACCCUCGCUCACGAACUCGGACACAGUCUGGGAUCGCCGCACGAUGAAGGCUCUAAUUGUGGCAACCUGGGCUCCCGUGGUGGAAAGGGCAGGUACCUGAUGUUUCCUCACGCCACAGACGAAGUGCGGGAGAACAACGACAAAUUGUCCACCUGCACCAUUGAACACAUCAACAAACUGCUGCGCCUCAAAAAGGACGACUGCUUCGUGGUCAGCGAUCAGCCCAUUUGCGGCAACCAGAUGGUGGAGGAAGGAGAGGAAUGUGAUGUGGGUCAUAAUGACAUGGACCUCUGCUGCUAUAGUGCUAAAAAGCCUAUUGGGGUGCAAUGUCGACUUAAGCCUGGAAAAACGUGCAGUCCCAGUCAGGGUGUUUGCUGCAGUCAGGAUUGUAGCUUCAAGUCACAGGCUCAAACCUGUGACGAAGAGACGGACUGUCAGAUGGAAAGUGUUUGUUCGGGUUUCUCACCUCUGUGCCCUGAUCCGAAACCAAAGGAAAAUCUCACUAUUUGCAGUAGAGGGACUCGGGUCUGCCUAAAUGGGGUGUGUGCCGAAUCUGUAUGUGUGAAACACAACAUGGAGCAGUGUGACUGUCCAGGUGGUUCCAAGAAGCAGAAAUGCCACAUGUGCUGCCAGCAGCCCGAUAAACCUGGGACAUGUGCCAGCACCACUUCCUCCGUCUUGUCUCGCCACUUCCAGAAAAAGGCUUUGCCCCUGGUGGGCGGGGCUCCAUGCAUGGGUAACCAAGGCUACUGUGACAAAUUCCACAUUUGCCGCUUACUGGAUGCAGACGGCCCCAUCGCCAGGUUGAAGAACUCCUUCCUCCACCUUGAUGACUUUGAGGACCUAGGAGAAUGGAUGAAGGCUCAUUGGUGGGCUAUUUUGCUGGCCAUCCUGGCACUGUGUGCAGUAAUGGGCUGUACUGUUUGCCUCUGUGGCCAAACUCUGGAUACCAGAAAUCUGGAGUAACUCACUUUGAGGGACAGUUAUCUGGAAAUUCACCUUGAAGACGCUGCAUUUCUCAAAAAUAUGGAUGAAGCUUAUUACAAUCAUACCUGCCAAAUUAACUCCAAUUUGCAUCUUGUGAAACAUGCUAGCCAACGUUAGCUUAGCAAUUUUACCAGAACACAUUUUGCUAGAACACACUCAAAACUUGUACAGAUACAAAUUUGUCAUGUUCACUAAUUUAUAACACAAUAAUCAUUUGACACUCACAACAUACCUUAAAUAAAGGGAAGAAAUCACUACACAAGUGGCAAUUUUGGCUUGAAUGAGAUGAGCGAAUCUGUGUGUGAUUAGACUUUGCAGCCCAAAGCAAUCGAUUACACGACACGAGGGCUAACUGCAGAGCACCAAAAAACAGAAUGACACCAAAUUUAAAAGACGACAUCUAGGACAUUCUGCAUUAUCAUUAUGCCUAUACAUAUAAAAAUCAUUUUUCUUUCUUUCUUUUUUUUUUUAAUUAGGUUUCUUUUGCACGCUGCACAGCCCAAACGGCUUGACCAACCAUCACUGUUCCAAUAUCAAAUUGACCAGAAUUUUUGUCCGACGCAGGUUUUUUUUUCGAAUGACUGCCCCCUCAAAAUUUUCUGUU
Molecule: messenger RNA, 2813 nt
Organism: Corythoichthys intestinalis (scribbled pipefish)
Lineage: Eukaryota; Metazoa; Chordata; Actinopteri; Syngnathiformes; Syngnathidae
Product: disintegrin and metalloproteinase domain-containing protein 10
Exons: 15
Coding region: 143-2188 (681 amino acids)
Biological process (GO): Notch signaling pathway; membrane protein ectodomain proteolysis
Cellular component (GO): plasma membrane
Molecular function (GO): metalloendopeptidase activity
Source: RefSeq, a predicted model, not a curated record